AUGCAAAAGACUAAUCAGUUGAUUUAGUUGCUUGAUGAACAGUAACCUGGGGUUUUGAAGGAGUAGUAAGACACCCUGAACCAUAGAAUUCUAAUGAAGAACAAAGAAAUCAUCGAUCUAACUUAGACACACUUGAAAAAAUGGCUGAAACUAAUUUAGGAAAACGUGAUACAUUUUCAUGAAUAAGUCAAACCAAAUAGUCAUCUGAGAAACAAGUUCUAAUCAUUUGAGUAAUAUGAGAAACGUUUGAAAAAACUAAACAAAGAUAGUCUAUUCAAGGAAGUCUAGCAUGAAGAAAUUGACUUGUCCUAGUAAAAAGUUCCAUCUUCCUCUUUUAAACACAAAGAUCUCGAGGACAUCUAGCCACGCCAUAGAAGCUAAAGAUAUCACAAUAGCAAGUCUUAGAGGAAUAAGCAAGGUGAGGAGAAGCAACUUGAAAUCUUAAACAGUAUUGCUGAAAAUCAAGAUAUUAUGGACAAAGCAGAGGAUUUAUUAGACUCCUAUUCAAGCUAUUCAAGGUCUCUUAGGGACUAGACUUAUGAAGAGCGCAAAUCUAUGGAUUCAAUGAGUCGAAAGAGUCAAAUAUCCAGGUCUUUAAAAGAUGAUUAUCACUCUCAUUCACAAAAACAGCAUCAUAAAUCGCCAAUGACUAUAACAUUUGGUGCCACUCUUGCUACUUGGAUGAACAACUAAAAUCUCCUAGAUUAGCAGCAAGAAUAAAUUGAUGAGAUAAAUCAGCUGUAGAAAAUCGAAGAGGAAAACAUGGAGAAUGAUCCUGAAGAGAUGAUAGCCAAUAAUACAUAUGCUCCUGAAACAGAGGAGUAGAGACGUCACACAGAAAUGCUUAAGAGAAUGGAAAAAGUUUACUCAGAUAUAAGUUAUAUUGACUAUGAUAUACUCAAGUAGUAUGAAGGCUUUGAGAGAAGAGUCAAUAUCAAUUCAUCUACUCUAGUCAUUAUGUGCAUAAAUAAGCUGUAUUAGAUUAUGCUAGAUCAUGGAGUACUGCUUAUCAAUGGAUAGACAGUAGUAGAUACCAAAAACAUCAAGAGGCUCUUUUUCUCCAAGAUUUAUAUCACAGACCAGAUGCUAUUUGUGUCAAUGUAAGCUCCUCUGGACGAUGUGUUCUAUUUGCAUGAAGAUCACCCUGAAUGGAAGUUUUUGAUGAAUCAUUUCCAACUAGUGGAAUUUAGUGACGACUCAAAAGUAAUUGGAUCUUACAAGACCUUCUACUAAAACAUUGCACUUGGCAAUGCUUUUGUCAGCAAAGCCUUUAUUCAUUAAAACAAAGCCAAAAGGUACUUGUAUACUAGUCUAUACGCUUCUUACUACUUUUUCUUUAAGCAAAAGAGACUUGACCAAAAUGAUUUCUUUUGUGCCAAUCCUGAUUUAGAUCUAGCUAGAGAGAUAUGGAAUCUUUUGGAAAGCAAAUAUAUCAAGAAAGUGUUUGGCAGAUUCCUGCCGAAUAUUAGAAUCAAUAAAAGGAUUUACAUUCCAAUGCUAGACACUGUUUUAAACGUUGAUAAUGUGUUCAAUUUACCUGCAUUUGAUGAGACUUUGGAAGAUGUCAGGGAAAUGAGAUAAAGAGAGAUUGCUGAUUAAAAAUAGAAUAAGCAGAUUGGAAAAAGAUAGCAAGUCCUCAAGUCACAUUAUCUGAAUCAAAGCUAAACACAAGAUAAUCAAAGAACUUCAUCAGACUAAAAUACUGAUAGUAGAAAAGUUCUCUAUGGCAUUAAGUCAACUGACUAUAACCCAGAAACUCAUGUCUAAGUAAGAGUUUUAAAUAAUGAAGACUUACCCACAGACUUUGAUACUGGAAUAAAUCAACAGGACUUUUAAUACGAUAACUAUGCUAAUGCCUAAGUCAAUUAAAAUAAUGGAGGUGGAUUUUUUGGUAUGUUCUGCUGCGUCCCUCCAAGGAUCUUUAAUAGGCCUGAAAGAAGGUUUAAUAGUAGUGUAGACAGUUUGAUUAUUCAUAUGCAUGGAGGUGGUUUCGUAUCUAUGAGCUCUGCUAGUCAUUAGAACUAUACUAGAAUAUGGUCUAUUGACACCAAAUUGCCUGUUUUUAGUAUUGAUUACAGACUAUCUCCAUAAUAUUAAUUCCCAUCAGCAAUUAAUGAUAUUUGGCAAACCUAUUACUACAUAGUGGAGCAUGCCAAAUAAGAAUUUGGAAUUAAUCCUAAACGAAUCAUAUUAGUGGGUGAUUCAGCUGGCGGCAAUCUUGUUGCUGCGAUUACUAUUAUGUGCAUUAUGAGAAAUUACAGAAAGCCAGAUGGCAUCAUCCUUGCAUACCCAGGUAUAAAUAUCAUUGAGUUAAUUUAAUCUAUAGCUUUGAACUUGUCUUUCACAGAUUUUACUCCUUCAACUUUACUAGCCCUUGAUGAUCCAAUUUUACCCUUUCCUUUCCUAAAGAUGUGCUUAGAGUCUUAUGUCGGGAAAAACGUAGAGCUUGCUAAGCAUCCUUAUCUUUCCCCUUUAAAGGCCUCAGAUGACGUUCUAAGGCAGUUCCCUCCAACCAGAAUCAUGGUUGCCAGCAAUGAUCCUAUAAGAGACGGCAUUAUUAAUUUUUACAGUAAAUUGGGUGUUGAUGUGAAACUGAAGGAGUUUAGCUUGAUGCCACACGGAUUCUUAUCUUAUAACUUCCCUAUCUGGGGUAUGAGAGAUGAAUCAAUGGAAGGCAUCAAACUUGGCACAGAAUGGAUCAAAGAACUCAUUGAAUUGACAAAGACUAAUCCUCAACCAAAGACACAGAAUUAUAACUCAGAACUAAGUGAGCGACAAGGUGCUUUAUUUGAAUACAUUCCAGCUACAGAAGACCCUGAUUUUUCCGACUUAUAGAAAUAAGAUAACGAAGACCAAGUAGAGGAAAUACUAAUUUGGCUGUGGGUCUGGGACAAACGUUUCUUCUUUGGAGUUAAUCACAAUCCCUCAGUCCUCUUGAAUAUAUGGAUUCUGCCUAUCAUUUUGAGUUUGAUCUUAGCAUUGCACUCAUACGAAGUAGUGUUCUCUGACAAGGCUGUGUAGGAGUAGCAGCAAGGCAAAAUAAACUCUUGCAUCGAUAAUGAUCUUUACAAGCAAUCCACUCACUAUCAAUACAUGCAGGUGUUCAACAGUGCUUUGCUUGUCAUGACUCUUGUUAAGGGAUAUAUUGAAAGGAAUAGAGAUAUAUCUGGAAAACAGGAUUAACUCUAAGGCGUUUACACCACUAAACAGCCAGUUGUGAGUGCCUACUAGCACACCCACUUUGACUUCUGGCAGAGAUAGAAUACAGCCUUUUCCUACAUUGCAUUGACCAUGCUGUUCUUCAACUUCUAUGUCUACUAUAUUAGCUUCAGAGUAGCUGCUGCCUUUAGCAAGUCAACUUGCCCUUCUGAUUCCUAUUACGAGAUUCUACCAGGAGCUUAUACCACACUUAUUCAUGCUAAUAUCGUUCAAGUUGUGGGAUCAUUUGCAAUUGGAUCAUUCCUGCUAGCUAUACUAAUCAAGUUGAUUAAUGUGAUUUCAUUUGUAACUUGCCCCCUCAAGAUGCUUUGGUUCAAGAAGAAUGUAAGAGCAUUCUGA
Messenger RNA from Stylonychia lemnae, 3558 nucleotides. NCBI's taxonomy places the organism in Eukaryota, Ciliophora, Spirotrichea, Sporadotrichida, Oxytrichidae. The record is from the annotation of a GenBank genome assembly.